CCCCGCCUGCCUACCCGGGAGUGCUGCUUAUCCGCCAGCGCCAAACCACCACAGUGGCAGUGGAGCUGCAUGCGAACGCGCAUCGCGACCGGCGCACCUGCAACAUCACUACCACAAGCGCUUUGCGCCGAGGCCAGCCGUCACAACCACCGAUCUAAUACAACUAAAUCGCAACCCCUAAAAGAGAACAUCCCCGGCCGCGGCCAACUCUGUUGGAUCAGCAUACGAUAGACGCGCCCUGCUGAGCAUCAAUUGGACUUGGAGACCGCACCUCAGGGCUGCGCCGCACCGAAUCACGCCGUAAUGGCUCCCAACUUCCGUACGGCGACGCAGACGCGCAGGAGCAAUCGCACCGGCUAUGUCGAGCACGAUGAUUUCGAGGGUCUGCCCGUAAGGCAAUGGCGACAGGAGUGGACUAAGAUCGCACCACCACCAGCUGUCGAGACGGUGCAGAAGAACGACAUCUGGGACGUCGAGCUCCUACACGGCAUGCCUAAGGAUUCGAAUCUGCUCCCGCAACACACACAGGAACUUCUGCGCGCGGCGCGCUCGGGACGCCUAUACAAGAGACCUGCCCCUGCCGACGAGGACGAUGGUGAACCAGAGAAUACCGCGGUAGAGAAACAGGAGAAGAAGGACGGCGAAGAGGACUCUGCCGAGAAGGGGUUUCAAAUCAAGGUGUGGAAGCAAAUUCCGCGGACCGCCGAAGGCGCCACGAUCUCGCACCUUGCCAAAAGGAGGAAGAAUACCGUCACGCUGUCCUCCAGCUUACCGGCUGUCGCCGCGUCUGGGCCGACGGUCACGAAAGCCACUGUUCGCCGCGUCGAUGCCGCAGGUAAUCCAUACACACAGGAGGUUACGCUCAGUGAGGGCGUGGCGGUAGAUGGCGAGAUCAUCUCCACAACUGUGGUGCCUGCGCCGAGCGGUGUGUCUACGGGGAUCGAACCAGCCGCCGCGGCAACGCCAGUCAGACGCCGACCUCCCCCACCCAAGAGGAAAUCCAAAGGCCCUGGCAGAGGGCGCAAGAAGAAGCUGCAAUUGCCACUCGCUCCAGGCGCUGCGGCUGGCGCAGGUCUCGCAGCUGGUGGAGUCGCGGCAGAUGGCAGCACAUUAGAAGGCGUCAAGCAGGAGGGCGUAGAUGGUGAGGUCAAGGAUAGCGAAAUGGCCGACGACGACGACGGCGAGGAAGGUGACGAGGGAGACGACGAUGAAGACGACGAUGACGAGGAAGGAGACAACCAAGAGGGUGACGAGACUCCCGCCGUCGAAGAGAAACAACCAGGUCAGCCCGAGACGAAAGCCACUGAUGGAUCAGUGCAAGGCGAGCUAGCGCCGAUGCCUAUGGAUAUCCCAGCUUCAGAAGACCAGUCUUUAUCAACGGCAGCGCCUGCCUUGAGCUCCAUGCCGACGACGUCAAUAGCCGACCCCACCCCUAAAGAGGGCAGCCCCUUGAAAGAAGCUCUCAGCGCUCAGUCACCGUCUUUGGGCCAGCUGGGUUCAAACGGGAACGAGCCAAGGCCAACAACGAACUCGGAAGAUGCUGUACCUGGGGUUGUCGAAUCUGUAGAGCCCCAACAGCCUGCUGCCCCAGCUGAGAACCCGCAAGCGUCAGAACCAAUUGCGACAACCACAUCAGAGACGAUUCUAGAGCAGAGCGUCGACAAGGAAAUGACAGAUGUGCCACAGGAGCCGACAGAGGGUGAGCCAGAACCAUCUGGGCAGCCCGAAGCUCCACAUCCAGACGCAAUGAUGAUUGAUACAGAUGAAAAACAAGGCGAUGCUACAACAGCUACCCUCCCUGAACCCCCAUCAUCAACACUGAAAGUGGAAGAACUCACAGAGCCCAAGGAUGAGAAAGCAGAUAUCUCGCCAGUGGAUAUCAUCGCCGAAGCUGCCGUCGAAAGCAAGGGCCCCGAGCCUGUGCCCACGCCAGCUAUUGGCGGUGUCUCCACUGCGAGCCCAGAAAUCCCCGAUAUUUCAAGCGCCGUGGCCGCCGUGGAGGCGAAAGACAUUAAGACGGAGGACGAGGCACCGACGACAUCUACCCCAGUCCUGGCGGACACUGCCGCUACGCCACUGCCAGUCGAUGAGCAGGCUGCAGCUUCUUCCGCCGAGGCUACCGCGGACGCCGUAAAGUCUGCGCCUGGCACAGAGCCGCAGACACCAGACCUGUACAGCGGUCUCGAGGCCGCGCUGGGCAGUGACUCGGUUUCGGCGUCUGCUGCCAUUGAGUCGACUGUUGAGAACACAACCGACACAGGGGCACCAUCCGGAUCUCCAAUAAUGGAGCAGGACAGUGCCCAGGAUAAGGCAGCGACUCCCACGCUACCUCUUGCUGCGCUGCCGGCACUGACGCCGCCAGUCAAUGAACCGUCCGCUUCCGAGGCUGUGACAGCUCCUGAUUCGGCGCCCGUCGAUGACAGCGCUCCUGCUCCUGCUGCUGCUGCUGCUACUACUGCUGACGGAGUCACGAAAGUGGAGGACGGGCCAGGCGCGGCGGACGCCGUCGACACUGCAGAUGCUUCCGCCGCUGGCGGUGAGAAUGCCCCCGCGCCAGAGGCAGCAGAUUCCGCGCCGGAAGGCAACGAGAAAUCCGAGAAUGAUGAGUGAGGGUAGGAGAGUAGGGCCUGGACACCUGGGUUGCUUUUCUGAGAUUUGACUUUAGGCGGUGAUAGGGUGGUGUUGGCGCAUGCGUUUCCAUCCUGUACAUUUUUUUUCUUGGGGGAUGAGUGCUUAAACAUGAAACAUUCAGCUACCACAUUCGAGAAUCGGUCCAGUCUGU
Microdochium trichocladiopsis is the source of this 2782-nucleotide messenger RNA. RefSeq lists its product as uncharacterized. NCBI's taxonomy places the organism in Eukaryota, Fungi, Ascomycota, Sordariomycetes, Xylariales, Microdochiaceae. The record is from RefSeq and is a predicted model, not a curated record. The coding region runs from base 304 to 2610 and encodes 768 amino acids. The transcript has 4 exons.